GCUGCAGUUUUCUUAGGAUUUUACCAUUUUACUUUACCAGUGCCCCAAUAUUUCAAAGUGUUUAGUGCAAAUUUCAUCUAGCUUAGCUGCUCAGCAGAAUGUCAUCGCUCAUUUUGCAGACUUUUCGUCGGCAGCUGUUGCUGCGAGCUAAAAUUUCAAGAAACCUCACAAGUUUGCCCAUUCGUUGUGUCCUCCAGCGAGAAGGGAUCCUACCGAAAAUCGUCAGCAUCCACACUUGCAGCCUUCUUCCAAACAAAACAACGCUGCAGGACGAUGUAUCGCUACUGGUAGCUAAGCAGGAUCCAGACACAUUUGGGACAUUAUCACCUUCGGUUUCGGAGCCCGAAGUAGUGGAUGAGGGAGACUUGCGUGAGGAAAAUUUUCUGCAAAAUUUACCAUCCCGAUCGCAAAAGCUCAGUACAAAGCAAUAUGCAGAUUUAAUAAAGGAUCAUUUGAAAAAUAAUCGAGUUAAGGAGGCGAUUGAUGUUUUGGAAGUCCGCAUGAAGGAGGACCGGGUGAAACCGAUUAAUUAUCUGUUCAACUUAGUGAUUGGAGGUUGCGCUCGUGUUGGCUACAGCAAGAAAGCCUUCCAGCUGUAUAAUAAGAUGAAACAACACGGUUUAAAAGUGACUGGUGGAACAUACACUUCACUUUUCAAUGCUUGUGCCAAUUCACCGUUUUUAAGCGAUGGGCUGCAUAAGGCCAAUCGUUUAAGGGAAAUCAUGAUCGAAAAGGGUUACGAACCAAAUGAAUCUAAUUACAAUGCAAUGAUUAAAGCUUACGGAAGAUGUGGAGAGCUGAAAACAGCAUUUCAGUUGGUUGAUGAUAUGAUAGCGAAGAGAUUGAACGUAGAAACUGACACUUUUAACUUUCUUCUACAAGCCUGUAUCAGCGAUGAAGAGUUUGGCUUCCGGCAUGCUUUACUGGUGUGGCACAAAAUGUACCGCAUGAGGUCACUACCGGAUAUCUACUCUUUCAAUUUGCUAUUGAGAUGUGUCCGGGACUGUGGAUUGGGUGAUUUGGAAACCACCGAAAAAGUUAUUGAACAGAUUCUUUAUCGGCAUAAACCAGUACUUCCAGAGGAAAAACAUGAGGACCGCAUCUGCAUUGACGACGGCAACAGUGAAAUUUCUCACAAUGCCAGUGAGUCUCAGUUAGCUAACAUUAAUCAAGAAGCCAUUUCGGAAGGUGCCCCUAACCUUCUGUCGCGGAAACCACACCUUGGUAGUUUGAUUGCUUUGGGAGAAAUUCGUAAACCAGAAGACCGGCUUAUAUUGCUAGGAGGUCCACAGGGAUUUCUACACGAAAUGGAACUCGCCAAAGUGCAACCAGAUAUUAAAACUAUGACCGAACUGCUGGAAGUCAUUCCUCCAACAAACGUGGCCGAAAAGCAAAUUCUUUCCACGGUUCGUCGCUACGGAAUUCGCUGUGAUAUCGACUUUUUCAACAUCCUCAUCAAGAAACGGUCGAUGCGCUUCGACUACGAUUCUGCCCGGGAAGUUCUCACCAUGAUCAAAACUGCACGACUCGAGCCGGAUAUUGUAACGUACGGUGUCCUGGCGCUUGGUUGUCGAAACCAAGAGGAGGCACAGUCAUUGUUGAGGGAGAUGUCCGAUGCUGGUGUGCGGCCAAACAUUCAAAUCCUAGGGGCGAUGUUGCGACAGGGAAUGGCCACGCAAAAUUUCCGCUACGUAACUGGGAUGUUGCAAAUUGUGCAUCAGCUGCGCCUGAAACCGAACGAGAAGUUUUUGCAACAUUUGGAAAAUUUCAACAAAAAAUGCGAAAAACUGAGUCAAGAUUAUGAGCAAAACCCGCGCAAGGCAAAUUAUGAGAAUUUUAAACUGGAAUGCAAUCGGUACAAGCUUAAGCUGGACUACUGGAAGGAACAGAUGGGACUACAGGGUCUCGAUUGGGACACUGCGCGGGGGAUUGUACGAGAGCAUCCGUGGGAGCAGUUCAAACAACCGCAGGCUGACGGUUUCGAGGCAACCAAAAAUCCUAAAUUGCGGCAUAAAAAGAAGAAACAUCAUUCGAUACGUAAAUUAGUUGUGGACGAAUCGACCAGUGACGAUCGGGUGGCAGAGGCUAAACGAUUAGAGUAAAU
Sabethes cyaneus is the source of this 2104-nucleotide messenger RNA. RefSeq names its product pentatricopeptide repeat-containing protein 1, mitochondrial. The transcript has 2 exons. The coding region runs from base 99 to 2102 and encodes 667 amino acids. Gene Ontology annotation, cellular component: mitochondrial matrix. Lineage: Eukaryota; Metazoa; Arthropoda; Insecta; Diptera; Culicidae. The record is from RefSeq and is a predicted model, not a curated record. Gene Ontology annotation, molecular function: protein binding; tRNA binding. Gene Ontology annotation, biological process: tRNA 3'-end processing.